Messenger RNA from Ochotona curzoniae (black-lipped pika), 1413 nucleotides. RefSeq names its product pancreatic triacylglycerol lipase-like. The coding region runs from base 1 to 1413 and encodes 470 amino acids. Lineage: Eukaryota; Metazoa; Chordata; Mammalia; Lagomorpha; Ochotonidae. The record is from RefSeq and is a predicted model, not a curated record. The transcript has 12 exons. Gene Ontology annotation, biological process: lipid metabolic process. Gene Ontology annotation, molecular function: triacylglycerol lipase activity; protein binding.
AUGCUGCUGCUGUGGACACUCUCACUGCUAUUAGGGGCAGCGGCAGGAAGUCAAAUCUGCUACGACAGACUGGGCUGCUUCACUGACGAUCCCCCAUGGGCAGGAACUGCAGAACGCCCCAUCAAAACACUGCCUGAGGAUCCAUCACACAUCAACACCCGCUUCCUCCUGUACACAAAUGAGAACAAAAACAAUUACCAGGUAAAAAAUCUCAUUGAAAUCACUGCAGAUGCAUCAACAAUCAAAAACUCCAAUUUCAACACAAACAGAAAAACCCGCUUCAUUGUUCAUGGAUUCAUAGACAAGGGAGAAGAAAGCUGGCUCUCCGAUAUGUGCCAGAGAAUGUUUCAAGUGGAAAACGUGAACUGCAUCUGUGUGGACUGGAAAGGCGGCUCCCGAACUACGUACUCACAGGCCACACAAAAUGUCCAGGUUGUUGGGGCAGAAGUGGCAUAUUUAAUUUCUACUCUUCAGUCAGCACUUGGGUACUCACCAGCCAAUAUCCAUAUUAUUGGCCACAGCCUGGGUUCCCAUAUUGCUGGGGAGGCUGGAAAGAGGACCAAUGGGGCCGUUGGACGAAUCACAGGGUUGGAUCCAGCUGAACCUUGCUUUCAGUACACUCCCGAAAUUGUCCGACUGGAUCCCAGUGAUGCCCAGUUUGUGGAUGCAAUUCACACAGAUGGCGCCCCCAUGAUCCCCAACUUGGGAUUUGGAAUGAUCCAAACUGUGGGUCACCUUGAUUUCUUUCCAAAUGGAGGUAAAGAAAUGCCUGGUUGCAGUAAGAACAUUCUUUCUCAGAUUGUUGAUGUGGACGGAAUCUGGCAAGGAACACGUGAUUUUGCGGCCUGUAAUCAUUUAAGAAGCUACAAGUACUACAGUGACAGCAUCAUCAAUCCUACUGGCUUUGCUGGAUUCGCUUGUGCUUCCUACAGCGAUUUCACUGCAAACAAAUGCUUCUCCUGCUCCAGUGGAGAAUGCCCACAGAUGGGACAUUACGCUGAUAAAUAUUCUAGAAAAACAAAUGCUCUGUACCAGGUAUUUUAUCUUAACACCGGUGAUUCCAGUAAUUUUGCACGUUGGAGAUACAAGGUCACUGUGACACUGUCUGGACAGAAGGUUACAGGACACGUGUUGGUUUCUCUGUUUGGAAGUAAUGGAAAUUCUAGACAGUAUGAGAUUUUCCAGGGCACUCUCAAAUCAGGCGAUACACAUUCUAAUGAAAUUGACUCAGAUGUGGAUGUUGGAGCCUUACAGAAGGUUAAAUUCCUUUGGUAUAACAAUGUGCUCAAUCCAACCCUGCCCAAAGUAGGAGCAUCCCAGAUCACAGUGCAAACAAAUGAUGGAAGAGUGCACAACUUCUGUACCACAGAAACGGUGAGAGAGGAGGUGCUGCUCACCCUCACCCCGUGUUAG